UGUCACGGCAUCAACUUUUUGCCCACGUACGAAAAUGAAACGUUGAAUUGUUAACUCUGAGAAACAGACUCACAUGGAAGAAACUCACCAAGAGACGCCGCCUUCUAAAUGAGCAGGUAGGGGCUCAUGUGGAACACCGCGGGUUACAGAUUCCUCGAGAAAAUCUUUUGAGGGCUCCAGGAUGAAGGAUUCAUCAGAUGAGGAGGACGUGUCGCUGGGCUGCUCCACUUUAACCUUGAGUCCUCUGGUACCUGAGUCACCGCCUCUCCGCCGCUCCCAGCCCAUCUUAAUUAGCACAAACAGGAAGAAAGGAGGUGAAGUUUUGUCUUCCUCUGAGUCCCCCAUUCCAAACCCCUUUCCCGAGCUGUGCAAUCUUUCAUUGCCCAGCGGUUCACUUCCAUCAGAAUCAAGUGACAAAUUUGUGAUUAAAGUCUAUGGAGACGAGAGCGCCUAUAAGACUAUAUUGAUUGGUCGCCAAGCAACAGCCAGAGAAGUGUGCCAGCUGUUGGUCCAGUCAGCUCACUGCAGCAAUGAGGACAACUGGGCGCUUCUCGAGAUCUAUCCUACUCUGGGCCUAGAGAGAUGUCUGGAGGACCACGAGAUUGUACUGGAGGUUCAGGCCACCUGGUCUGACAAGGUUGAGGCGAGAUUCAUGUUCUCCAAAAACUAUGACAAGUAUGAGUUCUUCCAUAUACAGUGGCGCUUCUUUGCAAAUGGAAUGAUAUCAGACAGCGAGGAUGCCAUGAAGAAGACGACAUCAACAGUGUUCAUUCGGGAGCUGACCUCGAAUGUGAAAUCUCCUCAGAUCAAGGGAUUUUUCUACUUAAAGGGAUACUUUAAGACGUCUUGGAAGAAGAUGUUCUUCACCCUCCGACGGUCUGGUCUUUACAUAUCCACCAAGCAAACGGGUGAUCAGCAUCUAAAAGAAUUUGCUAAUCUAAAUGUUUCAAACGUGUACAAAGUGGUUGACGGCUGCAAACGAUAUGGAGCUCCUACUGAAUUCAACUUCUGCAUCAAGCCCACCAAGAGUCAAGGCCAAGUAAAGGAUUUAAAGAUCAUGUGUGCUGAAACUGAAGAGAUGCGAAAAAUGUGGAUUUGUGCUUUCAGAUUGUUCAAGUGUGGGAGGCAAAUUAAGCUAAACUAUAAUGCGGUGUCAGAGUCCAAACUGGCUCCACGAACCCCAGUAAGCCCAAAGCUCACGGAGAGCAAAUCAGAGUCAGAGAAUAGCUUGGUGGCGAUGGACUUCACAGGUAAAGCUGGAGGACGUAUCAUUGAAAACCCGACGGAGGCUCAGAAUGCAGAGCAGGAGGAAGCACAGGCCUGGAGGAAGAGAGAAACCUUAAGGUUCUGCCAGCCCAACACAAACUCUGAGCCUCAGGAUUUCUCCUUUCAUGAGACCCACCCAUGGUUUUAUGGUGGUUUGACCAGAAAUGAAGCAGAGAAGCUGAUAGAGAAGCAGGGGCUGGUAGAUGGGAUGUUCCUGAUGCGUAGAAGCCAACAGCAUGAGAACUGCUUUGUGCUGUCGUUGUGUCAUGAGCUGAAGGUCAAACACUUUAUCGUGAUCCCGGUUUUGGAGGAUGGAAAAAAGUACCUCACUUUAGACGAUGGCAAGACUCGGUUCAUCGACCUCCUGCAGCUGGUGGAGUUUUACCAAAUCAACAAGGGCGCCCUGCCUGUGUGCCUCACACGCCCCUGCAUCUGUGUGCCGCUGUGAACUCCCUCUGCUCUCUGGACCGCUUCAUUUCACAACAAUAUCCAUCAAGGAAACAGAUCAUCCCAGUGAGAUGAAGCUGUCGGAGCUGUGGGCAUGAGUAUGAACCAGAGAUGAAGCAUUUCAUCCGCUCCUCCCCACUUUGUUUUUUUUUUUUUAUUAUUUUUCCCACAACAUGGGUCUGCACAGACACUGGCUGGUUUUUAUUUUAAUUAAUGAGCAGCCGUCCCUAUAGAGACAUCUUAAUUAGCCAUGUUGGACAGGCUUUCAGCGCUAUGAGGGGAGUGUUUGGAGAAGAUGGAGUGUGAACUUUACUUUCAUUCAGUGCCACACUGUUGCUGUGAUAAAGAGCUGAGCAGCUUUACAUGAGUAGGAGCUUCAGACACCCCUGAAUGCAUCUCCAUCAGAGAACUGUGGACGGUAGAGGGCGCUCUGAGUAUGAGUGGGCUUCCUUGGUUGUGGAAAUCAAAAAGGAAGAAACUAAUGUUGCAGUCAUGUAGCAUAUAAGCUCCAGAGAUGGGUUUUUUUAAUUGCACGUUAGGGCUUUAACAGGAUCAAAAUAAAUUCAAUAAAAAAAUUGAGACCUGCACUGAUUUAUGCUGUUAUGGGAUCUGCAAUGUUUUCAAUUUUCACACAUAAUAAAUCCAGAAAAGCUUAAUGUUAAGGUUGAGGAUUUCUCAACGCUAACUCCACAGAAAGACCAUUAAAUUACCUCAGGUAAAGACACUCAGGAAAGACUUUAAAAAAUACAUAAAUACAUGUCUGUAGCUCUUAACAAUAUAUAUUAAUUUUCUGCAAAGAUAUUCUGAAAAACCAUCUUUAUACAGUAUUGGCAUUUCUACAGAAAUGUGUUAAAGUGUGUGUUAUAAAUAAGUAACAUUAAGUAAUAUUAAGAUAAUAUUUGUGAUAAACUGUAAUUUUUCAGAAGAACUAUGUAUGUGCCAGUAAAAUAAAAAAAUGCUUUCAUGUGAUUGAUUAAAUUUUUCAGUAUGUUUUA
Xiphophorus hellerii (green swordtail) is the source of this 2708-nucleotide messenger RNA. It is a transcript of the gene grb7, whose product is annotated as growth factor receptor bound protein 7. The coding region runs from base 182 to 1714 and encodes 510 amino acids. Gene Ontology annotation, biological process: signal transduction. The record is from RefSeq and is a predicted model, not a curated record. Lineage: Eukaryota; Metazoa; Chordata; Actinopteri; Cyprinodontiformes; Poeciliidae. The transcript has 15 exons.